Molecule: messenger RNA, 1749 nt
Organism: Papilio polytes (common Mormon)
Lineage: Eukaryota; Metazoa; Arthropoda; Insecta; Lepidoptera; Papilionidae
Product: acyl-CoA desaturase-like
Exons: 6
Coding region: 206-1393 (395 amino acids)
Biological process (GO): unsaturated fatty acid biosynthetic process
Cellular component (GO): endoplasmic reticulum membrane
Molecular function (GO): iron ion binding; stearoyl-CoA 9-desaturase activity
Source: RefSeq, a predicted model, not a curated record
CCUACCGUACGACUAUAUCUGACAACAUAUUGACACAUUAAACACAUGUAUCUAUAAUUAGUUAUUUGAACUUGUAGUUCAAGUGUAGUUUUUUAUGCAAUCUAUCUGAAUACAAUAAGAACAUUAUUCAUUAAUAGAACAUCAACAGCUUUAUAAGCGUAUAAUUAAUUUCUUUUGGAGCAGUAAGUCAGAAAUUACCGUCGCGAUGACCGCUGAAGAUUUGUCAACUGGACAGACUAACAUACCUUAUGUUGAUUCCAAAUUAGAUUCAAUUAUCAAAAAUAAUUAUACACCAGCCAGAGUUAUCGGGACCGACUACUCGUAUAAACAUGAAAUAGUGUGGAAAAAUGCUAUAGGAUUUUUGAUUCUCCAUCUAUUAGCAUUAUGGGGUUUAUUCGUGUUAAUAACAGGAGGCGUUGGCUUUAAAACAUUUUUAUGGGCUAUUUUUCUUGCGUUUGUCACAACUGAAGGUAUCACCAUCGGCGCUCAUAGACUGUACGCGCACAAAUCAUUUUCGGCUACUCCUCUUUUGCGAGCUAUUCUCCUGGCAUUACAAACGUCAGCUGGACAGAAUUCGAUGUACAUUUGGUGUAGAGACCAUCGUCUGCAUCACCGAUAUUCUGACACUGAUGGUGACCCACACAACGCGAAGCGAGGCUUUUUCUUCUCUCACGUAGGAUGGCUAAUGUCGAAGAAACAUCCCUAUGUGAAAGAACUGGGGAAAAGGAUCGAUAUGAGCGAUCUAGAAGCUGACUGGAUGGUGAUGUUCCAAAAGAAGUAUUAUUAUCCUCUGUACGUGAUUUUCGCUCUUUUUAUACCCGUGUGGGUACCGAUACAGUAUUUUGGAGAGACUUUCUUGAACUCGCUUCUAGUUUGUUAUUUCCUUCGGUAUCUUUUCCAAGUAAACGGAACGUGGCUUGUGAAUAGUGCCGCUCAUCUUUAUGGUACAAGACCUUAUGAUAAAAAUCUUCAACCUGUAGAAUCCUGGUUUGUGUCGUGGCUAAGCUUGGGCGAGGGCUGGCACAACUACCACCACACAUUUCCAUGGGACUACAAAGCUGCGGAACUCUCGAUGCAUUUUAAUUUCUCUGCAACCCUAAUAAGAUGGUUCGAAAAAAUUGGUCUAGCGUACAACUUAAAGACGGCGUCUCCAGAUAUGGUCGCAAAAAGGAUAAUGCGUACAGGAGAUGGUACGCACUACGAUCUUGGUAACGACGAGGCUAGAGCAAGAGUCACAGCUUUCGGACCACUUCAUCCUUUAAACCCUAGUUAUAAUACUAAAUAUGAUGCACCCAGCGCCGACUUACAUGAUCAAGGAUUGCCGCUAUUUAAUGAAAAGGAUGUUAUAAAUGUGAACAAUAAAAAUGUGAACAGAAAUGUUACGAAAGCUUAAAUUUUAGCUAAGUUUGCAUAUUACUCUCUAAACCCCUUCGUACACAGCAAGUUUGAGAUUUUAGUCUCUAAAUGGCUUUCGCAAUACAAUAUAUGUCCGCGUCGAGUACUUAGGGGCUAACUCUAACUAUACAGUUAUGUAGGUUUUAUAUGAUUUCUGACUGAAACAACCAAUAGCAAAGUUUCUCUCAGUGGACAGACAGCUUUAUUCGACUAAUCUUCGAUAUUGUAAUUAUAGUUUUCAUUACCAAAACUUGUUUUAAAACAUUAUCAUUCCCAUUAUUCUAUUUGUAGAAAACAGUUUUAUUUCAGAUUUUGAUAACUUGUGAUUAUUCUUUUUAAGAUGAUUAUUAGUUA